Molecule: messenger RNA, 8101 nt
Organism: Daphnia pulex (common water flea)
Lineage: Eukaryota; Metazoa; Arthropoda; Branchiopoda; Diplostraca; Daphniidae
Exons: 4
Coding region: 30-7484 (2484 amino acids)
Biological process (GO): protein targeting; protein import
Cellular component (GO): membrane
Molecular function (GO): ABC-type protein transporter activity; ATP binding
Source: RefSeq, a predicted model, not a curated record
UUGGAGAACUGGAUCCGUCGCCCGGAAAAAUGUGCUUCCUGUCGGAAAUGUUGAGCGGAAGUCGAAAGGCUUUCGUUGAACGAUGUGUCGCUCUGGAAAGUUGCUGGGAGCAGGCACGCAUUUGUCUUUUGAUGGAGGCGCUUCGGGAUAAAAAUUGCAGCCUCAAUGACGCCCAGUUAUUUUUUUCCAUCACCGAUUACGACAUUUUCAACGACGAAGAAAAAUUGUACAUCGAUCUGAUCGACGAUGGUCCCUCAGUAGAGAGCGCACUGUUGGUUGACAACCAACAGCCGUCGUGUUUCUUGGGUGCGCUGCAAAAAUUGGCCAUCGAACGAUUCCGAGCGGAGUUUGUGCGCUGUUUCGAGCCGUCCAUUACCGACCGGGAUAUCGAACACUUUUUGAUGCCCAACCAGCAGAUUGGCGCUCCAUGUAGCCGGGAAGCUUUAGCGGACAAGCAGCACAUCAUCCAACUUUGCCGAUCAUUUAAUCGAUUGAUCCGCACAAAGAAAGAACAAGGCGACGAAGUGCGCGAGUGGCUCCUUUGGUUUCGUGACGUCGUCAUCCCUUCGCUGAAAUCGUACGAGGCGCAUCAAGGACUCUCCGUCCACCAGAUAAUCAAAUUGUUCGAAGAGGUUGGAGAAUUUUCGCUCGACUUGUGUCGAUCCGCCACGACCGGUUGCCGACCUCACCAGUGGAUCGAUAUGCUCGCCAUUUUCGCCAUUCAGAAUUUACUCGAUCAACUCAACGAAAAGUGCCGUGAAGAUGAAGUUGAUAUUAAGAGUUCCGACAUCGUCCAACAACUUGUACAAUGGUGGCCAUCGUCCGGAGCGCCAGGAUCUUUCUUGCAUACCUUCUACCAGAAGAUUCGGCAGGAAAUGGCGGGUGAUCCGAUUCGACUGAUGAAUCUCGUCCAAGAAGUGACCAACAGGUUGACGACACCCAAGCUUCAAUUUCACGAAGACGUCAUAUUGGCCAGUUUCUCCAAUGCUUCUUUAAACGAUUGGCCGUCAGUGAUGCGCUACGCCCAGCUGGCCGUUGAUUGGACGCCCGACCUUGCCCGUCGCUUGGUGUCUAUACUCGACGUCCAAUUCGGGCAGCAAAGAAGCGACCACUUUCUUCGUUUGGUCGUUCACCGCCACCCGGAACUAAAAGAAAAAUCGGGCGACACUGCUCAUUUAAAAAACAUUCUGCAGAAUUUGUUUCGGUACCCCUGGAUUAAAGAUCGUUGGAUUGCCUUGAUCGAAAAAACUUUGAUGAAAAAGUUAAUGGCGGUGGAAGAUUCAGUUUGGAAUUCGCUGUCCGAUGCGGGUAUCAUCGAAAAAGACAUGAGAAAAUCGAGUAAAGUCGAUUUGAGUGUCGAGGACAUUUUUUCCAUCAUGAGUCGAGAUCCUGAGUCGAGCAAAGUGAUCGGAAAUUGCAGCGAAAUGGUUGAACGCAUCAGACGCAUCCGGAUUAGAGAAUUCGAAACUAAUUUCGACGUCAGAAAAUGGAGUAAUGAAUUAAAGAAGUCGAGCAGCAAAUCAUUGCAGGUGGACGAUUUUCUGGCUGUUGCUUGUCGAGUUGUUCACGAUGAAAAGGGUUACGUGCCGAGGGACGUUCAACUUAUUGCAGUCGCCGCGUUCGUCUCUUCCGAUGAUAACCGCCAAGCCGGACAUAUGAUUCGACGUAUGGGACAAAUUUCAACUGGCGAAGGAAAAACGCUCAUCUCUGCUCUGGUGGCCAUUUAUCAUGCCUUGCGCUACUGGGACGAGGAUCGACACGUUAACAUCAUUACGAGUUCUUCCGUGCUGGCCGAAGCUAACAUCGCCGAAAUCGGAUGGCUCUUCAAGGCGUUUGGAGUGAGCGUGAGCAACAAUUGUGACCAGCAAUGUUCGAACGACGAGGAUAUCAGACGUAACCGGUACAACAACGACGUCAUCUACGGCGACCUGGGCAGUUUCAUGCGUGACAUUCUGCUCACGCGCUUCUUCGAGGACAAGGACGUGACCCGCAACCGCAACCCGGGAGCCAUCAUCGUCGACGAGGUGGACUCGAUGACCCUCGAUAAAGGCGAAAACGUCCUGUACAUGUCGCACAACAUUCCCGAAAUGUACGAUCUCAUGCGGUUGUUUGUCGAAAUCUGGACGAUGGUCAACGCCCCCGACGUCGUUCGUUUGGCCGAAUCGAGUGACAUCGUCGAUGAAGUUCACCAGUUGAUCGAGCCGAUGAUUCCAACUUGCGUUCCCAAUUGUUUGAAGCAAUUUGCCGAACGGCACCUGUCGACGUGGAUCAAGAGCGCGUUCCGGGCUUGUUACCUACUCAAACCCAACGACGCCUACAAGGUGGACGAUUGCGGCGACGGACAAGGCAGACGGAUCGUCAUCAUGGACAAAGAGACGGGAGUGGAGCAAGUGCAAACGGAGUGGUCGGACGGUUUGCAACAAUUUUUGCAGUUGAAACACGGCCUGAAAUGGACGCCCAUCUCGUUGAAGGCCAUUUUCAUGUCCAACAUUGGCUACUUUAGCGAAUUUAAGGGCCGCAUGUACGGACUGACGGGCACACUUGGUUCCGCGGCCGAGUGUGACCUUCUGGGCCAAGUGUUUGGCGUCGAUUUUUUCCGCUUGCCGCGAUUCAGGCCGCGCUUUUGCCUUCAACACGAGCCGAUCAUUGCUCACGAUCGACAAAAUUGGCUCAAUGGAAUGCAAAAGAAAGUCGUCAGCGUUGCUUCGAACCAGCAGCGGGCCGUUCUUGUCGUUUGCGAGAACAUUGAAUUAGCCAACUCGAUUUACGACCGCCUUAAAGCAGACGCUUCAAUUCAAGUCGUCAAAUACGUCAGCUCAUUCGACGAGGCCUUCAAGGAGAAACAACACCAAGAAGUUCUUCCAGGUCAGGUGAUCAUUGCCACAAACUUGGCCGGCCGUGGAACAGAUUUAAAACCCAGUAAAGAGCUCCUCAACAACGGCGGUCUUCACGUGAUUAUCGGGUUUCUACCGCCCAACUCCCGCGUCGAAGCUCAAGCCGAAGGACGAACGGCCCGCUCUGGCCAACCUGGAAGUUACCAAUUUGUCAUCGAAAAUACGGAUGAGGAAAAUCGAAAAUCCCACCUAAGUGGCGAUCCUUACGGCCGGAUGCUUCAGUUGAAAUCAAAGCGCGACGAAGACGAACGGCUCCGAUUGGACAACAUCCGACGAGAAGCUCUGCCAAAGAUCCAACUGGAAGAGAAACUUUUCCACGAAUACUACGAGAAAUGCGUCCGCCCCUUGAACCAAAGAUCUCUCGAAUCAUUUCAGUCAUUUAGCACAGCUUCUAACUUGGAGCAUUUACAACAAAAUUUCAAAACGAUUAUGAGAAAUUGUUUCAACAAUCGCUGGGCGCUUUGGCUCGACGAAAAUGCCGUCUCCAUCGAGAAAGCCCAUCGCGAUCCGGUACUCGCCGACAGACUGAGCGAUAGUUUCGAUCGUCUGACAAUGUCCAUCCAAUCAUCGGACGUCGAGUCUAUCAUGUCCAGUCCGAGCGAAUGGACUAUGCUCGCCCGUUGCUACGAGGAAUCGUCGCGCCCGAGCCGUGCGGCAAAAUGUUACAAUAAAGUGGCGACUAUAGAACCGAAGUGGUGCGAAAACGCCCUGCUCGAUCGCGCCCGCCUCGCUCUGGCCGACAACGCCGGGUACGAAAAGAAAAGGGAGGCAAAAGGCUACUUGAAACGGGUCCGGAAACUGAUCGACGAUCGAAUCGAAGUGCUCACCAGUCUCAACCAACGAGUCGAUCAAUGUUUGAACAGACAAAUGGAAAACGGAUCGUCCCUCUGUCACAAGCGGUUCGAAGAACAAGUGACGAAUCAAAUCCGUUUGUGGCGAAUUCACGCGUCCAAAAUCGACAACCUGGUCGGCGUGUCGUUGAAAUCUGCCCUGGCUUCCAUCCUACCCACCGAAAACGACCAACACAUCGAUCAAGUCAUCGAGUUGCUCGGGAAGUGUUAUUUCAUUAAGCCACGCCGCUACAGGAAAGCGGCUGAAAAUUCGUUCGAUUGGCCUCCGUUCGUCACCCACUGCCGCGAGCCUCUCUUAGAUCUUGUGAAAAAUAAAAAUUGCAAACUGUCGGAUAUCGAGGACGCCAUCUACAAAGUGGAAACAAGGCUUUGGAGCAGUUUAAUUUCCGUUUACAUCGAUGAGGGCCAACUAGCUGGUGGUGGGAAAAUGAUCAAAGGCGAUCAGCACAUCGGCGAAAUACCCGACACCAUCGUAUCAAAAGCUUACCGGCGUAUUUUACCCGGUUGGUUGAAAUUUCACGACGGCCAAGAUUUUUCGCUCGUUUCCUCCACACUCGGUAUCGAAGAUAGUGGCCAAUUGAAGAAGCUGGAAAAGUGGCUGGACGGCGAGAAAUUAUUGCAAGUGACGGACAAAUGCUUUCGUCACCGCAUCCUGAAACCGAUUCCCUCGAUGGAUCGAGAUCCUGACGCUCAACUGGUGAAAGGUGUAGCCCUCUCGUCUUGCGCCGAUGUUGUAGCCACUUGGUUCUCUUCGCCCAUCGUCGAACGGAAUGGAAAUCAGUACGUUCUUCGGCCACUUUUCGAUGAACGUAAAAAGAAAUUGGCCAAACAAUUCCUCGAUUUCCUGGUCGACGUAGAAGUUCUCAAAGAUCCGGCCAUUAAAUUUCCGUCUGCAAACAGAGAGCGAUCUCGAGAAGAUAUUCAAAAAGAUUUUGAUGAGAUCAAGAAUAGGAUUAAUUCCCUCAACGGAUUCGACAAGCUUGCCAAGCUCUUUUACAGCAAAGAAGAAACAGAAAAGGCGAGAGAAGAAGAAAAGCCAAAAAGCACUUUAGAACAAAACAUUAAACAGCUGAUCCCACCGAUCGUUCCGGCCUUUGGUAGUUUGGCUGUUGCUAGCCAUUUUGCUGAGAUUAUCAACAAAGUUCAAGAGGCUGCCGCUAUGACAGAGAGAAGGAAUAAUCUGUCCGCAGCGCUUAUGCAAGCCGUUGGCAUUCAUCUCGGCCAGUUGAAAACAUUGGCGAACGUCAAGUCCUCGUUCUGUUCGUUGCAAGACGCUCUUCCGCCAGCCGGCGACGAUCAAGCGAGUCCAUUCGACGAGGUUCAACAGUUCAACAACCAGCAUUUGGAUCGCGUUCUCAAAGUUGACGAGUACGUGUCACGAUGGGAUUGGCGGAUCGGCGUCGUUGCCCUGAUUGGAGUCGCUCAACUGGUCGGCGCUAUCGCUUUCCCAUUCUUCAGUGCGGGACUCGUCGGCGAGGGCAUCAACGAUUUAAUGUUCGCCUUCCAGACCCUACAAUCACCAGGAUCCUUCACUUGGAAAUCCUACCUUGUAGACAAGGCCAAAAGUUUGGCGCUCACUGCCGUCACUAUGGGUCUGGGAGCCGCCCGGCUUGUCAAGGCGUGCGGCGGCAGUUUCAAGCAAGCGGGCAAACUGAUGUGUCGAUUCAAUGGAACACUAAAAGGAUGGUUUGAGGCCGGCAAGCAGAUCUUGAUCCAGUGCGCCAACAUGAUAUUGUCGUCCAUCAUCGGCCAGGCUGUUAGCCACUUCCUCACGUGGCUCAACAUAUUCAUCAGGGAACAGGUGCUUGAGCGCAUCAAAUCUUUCUUGUUCAGCAACUCCUUUUUGCGAGAGGCUUUCACUCGGCUCAAGGAUCUCAUGAAAUCCCUGAUGAUUGCCAUUGUCAAAAGCGGCAAGAGCGCAGACGAAGCGAGCCAAAAGAUCAAGGAAGUGCUGGAUGGAGCCACAAAUCAAUUGAAAGCCGGCGAUUGGUUUACUGAGCUUCGCACGAACGCUUCGUCAAUCACCAGUCGCAUGAUGAGAAUCUUCAACGACUCAUCAGCUGGCUUGUCCGGUUUGCAGGGCAACUACGCCGGCGAGUACCGGUCACACGCGUCCACCGGAAACACCCAAGGCAUCACUGCCGCUGUUAACGCCGGUACAAUUGAAAAGGCCAUUCAGAUGGGCAAGACUAUCGUUGAUUAUGGCCAAAAAACUACUGAAGUGAUUCAAAAGGUCAACAAUUUAGUGACUAAUUGCGAGUCGGUCAUGAAAUUAUCAACACACGGAUCGACGUACGUCGGCGAUCUGAAUGCCGCUCUACAGGACGAACUGAGAGCGAUGAAAACGAAAAAUCAGCAGGAGCAAUCAGCUGUUGGCGAAAGUGCUGGUGGCGGGUUAUCAGCAAAAGAGGCAGAACGAUUUGAAAAAUUUAUUGCUGAAACCGAGGGCGAAAUUCAAUCAUCGAUAAUGAAGGAAACUCUCGAUACGAUCCAAUCGACGUGGCUCCAGCCCAUGAUCCAACUCCAAGUCGAGAAGAGGGUAAGAAAUAUCAGCUCAAAAUUCGUCAAAAAAUACUGCCCCUCUCUCUUACCGGAAGGAGCUGACGACCUCAAAGACAAGAAUGAUUCUAAGAACGGCGCUGACGAUGGCAAAAUACCAACUGAGGAUCAAUGGAUCGAUGAAAUGGGCAAUGGAAAACCGGUCGGGCCCAUCGAAAUGCAAAACGCGGUAGACGCUUGCGGCUUCGUGCUUGAAAUAGAAGAUAAUACUGGCCAGUACACGCAAGGGACCGAAGGGGACAAGUUCCAUUACUGUCCGGAAGGAAAUCCUUAUUCGGAUAAACCCGUAGUCAAAAUGAGUUUCACGCAGAAUGACGACGGAACCAAGCACGUCUGCCUCAUCAUGCCCGAUGGAACGAAACACGAAUAUGUGCCCGAUCCUUCGGAACCACCUAACCGCUGCUUCUUCAACGCCCUUUCAAAGGCUCAAAAUGAUCCUUCGGUGGAUCACACAAUUGAAAAGUUAAAGAAUCACGCCAAAGGAAACGAUCGAGCUCGAUUCAUGAGCAAAUUGGGUGUCAACCAGAGCUACCAACACUUGCAGGCAGGUGCAUGUAGUAAAACCAGAAAUGGAAAGACCAUUUAUGAAAAAGACAAAUUGGGAAGGACCGUUCGAAUAAUUACAACGGAAACGGAGAGAAAACAGGAGCGCAAUUCCAAAAACAUGAAGGAGAUCAAGGAAAAACUAGGUUUUCAACCGGGAGACGUGUACAGUCACGAUGUCUCGCUCAACUCUGGAGGUGUCGACGAAGUUAACAAUAUUUCUAGAAUGACACACGAGUGCAAUCGCUAUCUCUACCGAGAACAUGAGGAAAACUUUGAAGAUUUUCGCGACUACAAUAAACAAAAUGGGUCACCAGAAGUGAUCACCAGGGUCAUCACAAAACAUUACGAACAUUCAGUCGGCGAAAUACUGCGCAUGGAGAAGGAAGGAAAAUAUGCCGACCGUUACAAAACCAAGGGUUACCAGCACAAUUUUUAUACUGGAUCACUGGAGCAACCAACUAACCAGUACUUGAGUGGCUUCAUUCCCAAUUGUAAUGGACAACAAGCAAGCAUCUUUUUAAUGCGAAAUAAUGAUUUGAGAAGAAUGAAGAGGACCGAUGCGCGCAGAAGAGCAACCAAUGUUCCGUUCGUCAGCGGACGUAAAUUCGAAACAUUUUUUCUUGAUCGCAAUUAAUAAGGCCCAUAUGGAAAAUUAACACGAUGACAUCUUGACAGUAACCAGUGCAGCUUAUGAUUUUAAUUAAUCAAUCCUUGUAAUUUUUUUGUUUUUUUGUUAGCCAUUUACUAAUUAAACUGAUGCCCAUACUAUGUCAACCACGCGAAUCCUUUUCUUCUGUGCAGCACAUUAUUUACAGACUAUCGGUAGAGUCGCCAAGCUCUUCUCAACAAAGACUUAUUCGAUCCAUCGCUGGGUGAAUUUAUUAAGUGUGGAUGUAUAUAUCCUUAUAGCCUUCUGGUCUGACCCGUUCAACUAAUCAGUUUUGUUCCCCGGUUGCGUUAAUCAUCAUUAGAAAAUUUUAUGGUGAAAAUGAUUUUCUUUACCUUCGUCCAUGAUUUGGAAUCGUUUAAGAUUGUUUUUCUUUUUCACAAAAUGACGAAAAUGUUGAUCCUUCAGGUUCUACAGGGCACCCGGCACCACUGUCAUUCAGAAACCGGCUUCGGGUAAUUUGAAAGAAAGGCAGGAAAUAUUACAGUGAAUCCUACAGACCUAAUCCUACUCUUCAUCUCAGGGUGACAUAAAAGUGAUAUUCGUACCACAAAUAAAGACAACGACGACGUGAUUUUACUUCA